Messenger RNA from Heterobilharzia americana, 2598 nucleotides. NCBI's taxonomy places the organism in Eukaryota, Metazoa, Platyhelminthes, Trematoda, Strigeidida, Schistosomatidae. The record is from the annotation of a GenBank genome assembly.
UAUUUAUGAUCCCAGGAUUGUAUGUAAGUCUGCUGUGAAUAACCAAUGAAUAAUUUAUCUUUACAUUUAAUCAAGUUUGCCGCUGUUGGUCAAAUUCUAACAAAGUACGUCCAAUGUCAAAAUCGUGUAUAUAUUCCUUUGGCAAUCGGGAUUCUGUCCAAUGUUUUCAAUGCAAUAAUGCACUAUAUUCUUUUAUUUAUCUUUGAAACUGGAGUAAGAGGCUCAGCUAUUUCUCAAUCAGCUGCCUACUUGUUUCAAUGCAUUUGCUAUCUACCAUAUAUCAUCAUAUUAGAAAGAUCAGGAAUAACAUGGAGAGGUUGGUCAAGAGAGGUGUGGCUGGACUGGGGUAAAUGGUUUAAACUUGCGCUGCCAGGUGUUAUUAUGAUCACACUUGAGUGGAGUAUUUUUGAAGUCGGCAGCAUAGUUUCAGGGACACUUGGUGAACGAGAAUUAGCCACUCAGACAAUCCUCUUCAACAUUGAAUCGAUAUGCUACACACUGUUGCCUCUUGGUUUUGGUAUUGCAACAAGCAUACGCUUAGGUCAAUUUCUCGGUGCUCGUUCUGCAGCUGGACCACGUUCCGUCAUUUCUACAGCUCUUGUGACACUUUGGAUUACUUCCAUUGCUUUCAUUCUAAUUUUGGUUCUGUUGAGAUGGAAGAUUCCGAGAAUCUUCACUUCUGAGCCUGAUGUCAUUGAUCUAACAGCUAAAUUGUUACCAUUAAUCGCUACAUUUCAAAUAUUUGAUGGAACCGUGGGUGUUUGUAGUGGAGCUGUUCGUGGAGCAGGACUUCAAGUAUUCGGUGCAAUUGUAUGUUUUGUCACCUUAUAUGCAAUUGGCUCCCCAAUCGGUUUGUGCCUUGUUUUCGUGGCUGGAUAUGGCUUAGAAGGCUUAUGGAUAGGAAUGACUGUAGGAACUAUUCUCGAGGGUAUUGUUUACCUCAUAACUUGUCAAUGUAUCAACUGGCAAAAGCAGGUAGAACUUGCAGUACAAAGAACAAAUCAGUUAAUGUCAGCCAAUCAGAUUUCAGAGGAAAGGAUAAACUAUGGUAGUUCCGAAAGUCGAUAUCCCAAUGAUAAAGUGACUUCAUCAGUUAGAGAUGAUAAUGUAGAGGAAACAGCGGAAAUAGGAAUUCGAACAAAUGUUUCACUUUUUGAAAGCACAGCCGAUGUGACAGUUGUUUCGGGUUUGCCACUCAGUAGAUCGGAGCAUAGCAAUAUCAAUUUGAGAACUGAUUCACAACAAGUGCUUUCAAUCCGUCUAAGAACUGUUGUUUUACCACGCAUUCUAUUCAUAUUUAUCAUGUUAUGUCUGCUGAGUUUUAGUGUAAUCUUAAGAUUAUAUAAGCCAUGGUCUGGUAAAUUUGGUGCAUACUGUACGUUUUCUAACGGCACAUUCAUUUCCUUGAAAGAUCAAGAUAAUCUUCUGUCUAAUGGCUUAAACAGAACUCUUUCAGACGGUGACAUUGUUUUGUUAAGUAGUUUCAAGGAAGCCUGUUUAAUAUCUGUUCCAUAAAUGCUUCGCGUUUUUGACUAACAACCUGUAUACGAUGCUUUCUUCAUUCACUACAAAACCUAUCACCGGGCACUAUUAUCACUGUCAUUGCCAUCAGUGUUAUUUCAUAGCAAAUGAAAUAGGAGUUUUUUUGUAUUUUGAAUAACCUUAUUUGUAUUGUACCUUCCAGAUACUAAUGUAUCAAAUUAAAAUGUUCCAAUGAGCUCAACUACUCAUAUUUUUUCUCUAAUGUCAUUAUAAAUUUGGCACCUAAUAUUUAUCAAUUUUAACCUAACGGUUUCCGUCUAUGUCACAGAGGAAAUAUUAUGACAUAUAAUAUUUUCUUUAGUUAAACCUUUUGUAUCCCAUAAAAUGUACAUUUUGAAAGUUAUAGUCAAACCACUUUAUUUACCAUUUUACUCUUGGAUUAUACUGAAAGAGUUUCACUGCACAAUUUACAGAUUAAUAAAUAAAUGUCACAUUUCUCAUAUAAAUUAUAGGAUAUUGUUCACUAAGCAUUACCUCUGCCUUAUAGUUCUACUGAGAUUUUUGAAUGCAAACUGAAAUAUAUACGAAUUGUUUGCUAACACAGCAAACUGAAGUAGAUAAUCGCAGACAGCUGGGUACAUGAAUAAAUCAGCUUAGGCUUUGUAGGCGGUCUUCGUCAUCAGCAAAUAUGAUUUAAGGGACUGUCAAAAACCAGGAUAUAUGUAAUGGCAGCUUUUGUCGACUGAAUUGUUCUCACUACCACAAUAUAAGGUAGUCUCAUCAUUUUCACAUACAAAGAUUCUAAUUUAGUGGAAGGUUGGACGAAUUCAUCUUUUUAUGAGUCUUUACUUAGGAACUUAGCAUUUAUUGUCGGAUACACUACCAACAAACUGCUCAGUAGUAGCUCAAUCUUUACCAAAGUGUAUGUAUUUCUUACAGCUUGUUCACGAACAUUUAUCUUAAUUCUCAUCUGCAACGUUCUAAAAGCAUAAGACCUAUCAUUAAAACCAAGUUUGGUGAAUCCCAGUUGUGCCAUGUUGUGCACUUUGUUUGGGAAGACAUUAUGCUAGGAUAUUUGUAAAUUAUUAUCUGGAGAAUUGUAAAUUGGAAUAAAAU